GCCUGACGAAGAAAAGCGGCAAGCCCGAAGAACCGGCACUGAGAUCAGGGAUGGUGAUACCGAUAUAUACUGUGUCAUCAUCAUCACUAACGGACAAAUGUAUCGAAAUCCAGAAGUAGAUAAAGAAACUAAACCGGAUACGGUCUAUUGCGCGUUUGUUUUUAGUUUUUUUUUUUCAUUAAAGGUCGGGAGGUAUCGCUUCCAAAUCGAAAGAGAUGCGAGCAUCUUUCAUUAUCUACAUGGAGAACAACUAAGACGAGAGGUAUCCACAGAUGAUGAGCUAUCCCUGUGCGUAAAAUGGCAAGCGUGCUAUCUGGCUGAAACUGAACGGAUAUAUACCCUACUGCAUAGCGACAUAGUCGUGCUGCCUGCCUCUGUGUCUAUUCCUGCGCGGGAGUUGUGUGGAACAUGUACUGGAGGAGAGUGGUGAUCAGCGCACCGAAUUACUGUAUCCGCGCACAGCAGUCAGAGAGAGGGGGCGAAUAGAAAGCUGCUGGUGAGCCUGCGGUGACCGAGUCACGGACGCGGGCUGAAGUGGUAGUGGGAAUGCCAGCACUUCAAACGAUGGGGGUUUAACAGCCCCGCUUCAUACUGAGGCACCAAACACUUAAAUUUUGACCCAGCACUGAGUCCUUUUCCACGGCCAUGAUCAUAUAUGUUUCCCCUUCAGCUGACGGAUUGACUAGUAUUUUUAUUCGCCCCAGCUAUUUCUAAAGGGGGAUUUAUUUUGUGCAUUCCACACGUGUUGUAGACUGUUUUCUCUUAUUGUUGGGGGGUGAGAAGCAUUGCGCUGGAUGGGAGCAGAAUGGAAGGCUGUGUGUGUCUCUGAAGACUGCUGGCCUCUCUCCUCGGGUGUUAAUAAGCCGUCGCCACUCGCCAGCCAGGAUGCAGCUUCUUAGAGUUGCGUGGGCUUUAGCGGGAGCGGCAAUCUGUUGUUUUGUUAUUCUUCUUAUCCACUCACGCUUGCUCAAAGAAGGUCAACUGGCAGCGGGAACAUGUGAGAUUGUGAUGCUGGACAGGGACAGCAGUCAGCCCAGACGGACCAUCGCCAGACAGACUGCACGGUGCGCCUGUAAGAAGGGACAGAUCGCUGGGACGACAAGAGCCAUGCCAGCCUGUGUGGACGCGAGUAUCGUCCGGACGAAACAGUGGUGUGAGAUGGUCCCAUGUUUGGAAGAUGAGGGCUGUGACCUGUUAAUCAAUAAAUCUGGAUGGACUUGUACACAACCAGGAGGCAGAGUCAAAACCACUACGGCUCUAUGACGUGACUGGAGUCCCCACCAUCCACCACCACCGGUCCAUGAACAUGAACAACCAAUUCUAAACCAUGCUGGGCAUUAUCCACAAAGCAAGGUCUCUUAAACACAGUCAACCACGGCCAAUACUGGAGGGUUUGAGGGAACUUUGGGGAAGUCGAGAGCGAAGUCUCAUCUUUGACUCUGGAGAAGUUUCCUGUGCCCUGACUCCUUGCUCUACCCGUCUGCGGCUCCGACCAACCAAUGACCAUCCGCUGUAGAUAACCCACUGUCUGUCAUUGGAUCAACAUGUCCUGUCUGCUUGCUCCUAUUACUGUCCAUCUGCUUUGUAAAUGAGCAGAAUCCUCUAGUGCCACAGAGGUCAGGUGUCCGGCAGCGCCUUGUCCAGAGAGGGAGAGAGUGGUAACUAUGGAGCCAUUUUGGAUCAACUACUGUACAGUUCAGCUAAUGUCUGCUAAUUUUCAGUGGACAGAGGACUCCCACUACUUCAACCUCACCUGCUUCUGUUAGACUGUAAUGGGACAGAGUUACGUGUCCCAAAGAACAGGAUUAUUGUGAACCAGGCCCGAGGCUCUCUGAUGUGUCUGACCUAACGCCAGACUAUGGACUGGACCAAACGUUGGACUGGAUCUAUCCAGACUAUGGACCAGACUGGACCAGAUCCUACUGCUCGCCUUGUGCUCUGCUGUGAAUAGAACUUCUGCUGGAGUAGUACAACUUUGGCACUCUCCAUAUUUUUAUAGACCAAAGAGGAAAAAAUAAUAGUUUAUUGUAAGACUAGAUGGACCAGAUUGGGAAAGAGAAAUGGAUACUUGUUUUUCUCGCUACACCACGAUGACUGCCCUCAUAGCUGUAGAUGUUGGGCUUUAUGUAAUUUCGAACAUAGACUAUAGUCUAGUGGGACACGUAUACAAUCAAAGGAGUUACCUGUAAAAACAUUUUUUUCUCUGACUAAACCCACCACUGUAUUUUGAAACUGGAGAUAUAGGUAAACAUAUCUGUGUAUAAAAAAAGUCUGAUUUGCAUUUUUCAUUAGCUACAAAUUGGGACACAUUGCAAUAAGCAUGGUUGGUAAAACGGUAAAAGAGUAAAACUACUGAUCAUCAUUGAGGCAAAAAAGAGAAUAUUGAAACUGUCAUUUCUCAUUGCGGCUGGUGGGCGGGGAAAUGGAAAAUGUCAUUAAAUGUAUUUUGAAAGGCCUAAAACGUAUAUAUUUAACAGUUUUAUAUGUUGUACCUUUGUAGAGAACCUUAUUCGACAUGAAUAAUCUGGUCACAAAAUGGCAGCCAUAGAACGUGAAAAACAAGCUCUCUGAUGCUGGUUUGUCCUGCUCUUUUUCUGUUCUCAUGCUUCUCUAGCUUCUCUCCUCAUACCUCUAAUCUCCCAAUCUAUCAAUCACAGAUAAAGGAAAGAAAUGCACUUGAGUUCACUCAGAAUAUGUUUUAAAUAUUUAAUGGUAAUAUUUUACAGAUGUCUGUGAGAGUCUUGCUGUGUAUGGUUUUAAUAUGGUUAACAACUGACACAGCAUAUACAAUCUGACUGAACCCUCAAUGCUGUUUCCCUUUAUCUGCAAUUGAUUGAAUUCCGGCAUGAGUCACUAUCUAUCAAAAACAUGAAAAAUGACAUUACAACAUGAAUUGAGCUAAUCACAGACAGAGAUUUUGUGACUUUAGUCAAUGAGCAGCCUUAGGAACCUGCUGAUUACGGCAGUAUUGCAUUGUAAAAGGUGUGGAAUACUGACUCAUUUCUCUAUAAUGUCUAACUUUAUUUUUCUGCUUGUGUUUGUCGCACAAUGCUGAGCUCCAGUCCUGAGUGACGAAAAUGAUGAUGACACGUGAAGAAGGGAGGCAAAAGUUUUAGAAUAAUUUAGCUACUUUUUUUUAUCCUUAAAUAUUUUAAGAAUAUAUACAUGAAAUAACCAUCACUAGCUAAUAUAGACGCUUUGAUAUUCAAAGUCAUCCAAUUUAUUCAAGUAAGAUUUAUCAUAUCUUAUUUUGUAUUACGUUUAUUUAAUUGUUCUUUCCUAUAUGCCAAAAACUUACAGCCUGAAAUUGUUUUUAUUUUCUUCUAGACCAUCUACUUUACAGUGUCUAAUUGUCCACAUGUAAGUUCCUCAUACAUAUCUAAUAGGUAAACACCUGAUAUACAUAAGUAAACCAAAUCAAAUUAUUUAUAGACAGUCUCACUGGGAUUUGAUUACAAUAACAUAUGAAUAUGAAUGUAUUGAUGCAGAUUUGAUAAAGGCAUUUGCUCAGUGACAGUUAGGACCGAAAUAGUAGAAGUUGACUGACUGUGUGUAUGCUGCUGGCUGUAUGUAUUAUGGUGGAAGGGAUUCCAUAGUUAUACAAGAAUAUACAGUACAUAUGCAGAAUAGUACACCUGGUCAAUAUUUAAUGACCUACAAGAUUAUGAUGUUGAAGAUCUUACAAAGGGUUACCCUGCAAAGGGCUAUGGAUCUAAUGCAAGUGAAAACACAUCAAAAGAGAUAUCAGUACCCUGGUCAGCACCACAUAACCAAACACCCACUACAUUAGAUGGUGCUGUCCAAGGUGCUCUGAUUCCAUGAAAGACACAAAUCCAAGCCUUCACAGAGGCUUCAAAGGUCUUGUGUUGGGCUCUGAGUGAAGGCCUACACCUUCCAGAUUAACCCCCAACUUGUCCGGAUUCACAUCUGUUCAGAUCCAGAUGCUGAACUUCUCUUAUCCACACUUGGUUCUCUGCUGUUCAGUCCAACUGACUGACUUUCAUUAACUGACUGACUGGGACCAGUCUGACUAGCUGGCUGGCUGACUGAUGUUCCUUCCUAAUCCUGACUGCCUGGAUCAGCCUGUUCCACCAACUCCAGCUGGAGAUUAAUACAGCUGUUGUUGACAAAGAAGUUUUCUAAAGAAACUAAUGAGAAGUGACUUUCCUGAAAGGAUCUGUGUGUUUUUAAUUUGUGUGUGAUGUGUGAUGUCCCCGUGUAUCCUGCAAUUGUCAAGACGGUUAUAAAUAUUUAAUUACAUCUGA
Salmo salar (Atlantic salmon) is the source of this 4265-nucleotide messenger RNA. Its product is annotated as chemokine-like protein TAFA-5. Gene Ontology annotation, biological process: G protein-coupled receptor signaling pathway. Gene Ontology annotation, molecular function: G protein-coupled receptor binding; receptor ligand activity. Lineage: Eukaryota; Metazoa; Chordata; Actinopteri; Salmoniformes; Salmonidae. The record is from RefSeq and is a predicted model, not a curated record.